AAGGAAGGAAGGAAGGAAGAGAGGGAGGAAGGAAAGAAGGAAGGGAAAAAGGAAGAGAGGGAGGAAGGAAGGGAAAAAGGAAGAGAGGGAGGAAGGAAGGGAAAAAGGAAGAGAGGGAGGAAGGAAGGGAAAAAGGAAGAGAGGGAGGAAGGAAGGGAAAAAGGAAGAGAGGGAGGAAGGAAGGGAAAAAGGAAGAGAGGGCGGGAGGGAAAAAGGAAGAGAGGGAGGAAGGAAGGGAAAAAGGAAGAGAGGGCGGGAGGGAAAAAGGAAGAGAGGGAGGAAGGAAGGGAAAAAGGAAGAGAGGGCGGGAGGGAAAAAGGAAGAGAGGGAGGAAGGAAGGGAAAAAGGAAGAGAGGGCGGGAGGGAAAAAGGAAGAGAGGGAGGAAGGAAGUUAAGAAGGAAGGAAGGGAAAAAGGAAGAGAGGGAGGGAGGGAAAAAGGAAGAGAGGGAAAGGAAGGGAAAAAGGAAGAGAGGGAGGGAGGGAGGAAG
This is a messenger RNA of Sinocyclocheilus anshuiensis, 489 nucleotides long. Its product is annotated as octapeptide-repeat protein T2-like. The record is from RefSeq and is a predicted model, not a curated record. The transcript has 2 exons. Lineage: Eukaryota; Metazoa; Chordata; Actinopteri; Cypriniformes; Cyprinidae. The annotation marks the transcript as partial.